AUGUCGAAGACCAAGGUUUCCUCCAAGGUUGACAAGAAGGCCUCCAAGGCUCUGUCCAAGGUCAAGGACGCUGGUGUCACCAAGGCUGCUGCCUCCCCCGCUGCCAAGUCCAAGGACGUUGCUCGCAAGGUCGCUGCCAAGGAGGCCAAGGCUUCCCGCAAGAACAAGAAGAAGGAGCCUACUCCCAGCUCCUCCGAGUCCGAGUCCGACAGCGAUGAGGACAUGAAGGAUGCUUCCUCCUCUUCCGAGAGCGAGUCCGAGGAUGAGAAGCCCGUCAAGAAGGAGUCCAAGAAGGUCGAGAAGAAGGAGGAGUCCUCUUCCGAGGAGUCUGACUCUUCCGACUCUUCCGAGUCCGAGUCCGAGGACGAGAAGCCCGCUGCCAAGAAGGCUGCUAAGAAGGAGGAGUCUUCCUCUGAGUCUGAGUCUGACUCCGAGUCCGAGUCCGAGGAUGAGAAGCCUGCCCCCAAGAAGGCCGAGAAGGCCGCCAAGAAGGAGGAGAGCUCUGACUCUUCCGACUCUUCCGACUCCGAGUCUGAGUCCGAGGAUGAGGCUCCCGCUAAGGCUGAGAAGGCCGAGAAGGAGUCCUCCUCCGAUUCCGAGUCCGAGUCCGGCUCUGACAGCUCCGACAGCUCUGACUCCGAGUCCGAGGCUGAGGAGAAGCCCUCCAAGAAGCGCAAGGCCGAGGAGGAGCCCGUCGCUGCUGCCAAGAAGUCCAAGACCGAGGAUGCCCCCGAGGGUGCUUCCGCCAACCUGUUCGUUGGUAACCUCUCCUGGAACGUUGAUGAGGAGUGGCUCCAGCGCGAGUUCGCCGAGUUCGGUGAGCUCACUGGCUGCCGUAUCGUCACUGACCGUGACUCUGGUCGCUCUCGUGGCUUCGGUUACGUCGAGUACUCCAGCGCUGCCGAUGCCGCCAAGGCCUUCGAGGCCAAGAAGGGUGCCGAGAUCGAUGGCCGUCCCAUCAACCUGGACUACGCCACUGGCCGCCAGAACAACCAGCAGCAGGGUGGCCGUGACCGUGCUCAGAGCCGUGCCAAGAGCUUCGGUGACUCUACCAGCCCCGAGAGCGACACUCUCUUCGUUGGCAACCUGCCCUUCAGCGCUUCCGAGGACGCUCUCCGUGACGUCUUCGGUGAGCAGGGUACCAUUCUCGGUAUCCGUCUGCCCACCAACCCCGACGAUGGCCGCCCCAAGGGCUUCGGUUACGUCCAGUUCUCCUCCGUUGAGGAGGCUCGUGCCGCUCACUCCCAGCUCCAGGGUGUCGACGUUGAGGGCCGUCCUCUCCGUCUGGACUUCAGCACUCCCCGUCCUCCCCGUGAGGGUGGUGGUGGCUUCGGUGGCCGUGGCGGUGGUCGCGGCGGUUUCGGUGGUCGCGGUGGUGGCCGUGGCGGUCGUGGUGGCUUCGGCGGCCGCGGCGGCGGCCAGGGUGGCUACAACAAGGCCAAGGGCAGCAUCCCUGAAUUCAAGGGUACCAAGGUCACCUUCUAA
Molecule: messenger RNA, 1485 nt
Organism: Penicillium cataractarum
Lineage: Eukaryota; Fungi; Ascomycota; Eurotiomycetes; Eurotiales; Aspergillaceae
Product: putative nucleolin protein Nsr1
Exons: 3
Coding region: 1-1485 (494 amino acids)
Molecular function (GO): RNA binding
Source: RefSeq, a predicted model, not a curated record